This is a messenger RNA of Misgurnus anguillicaudatus (oriental weatherfish), 2411 nucleotides long. RefSeq names its product nfe2 like bZIP transcription factor 2b (gene nfe2l2b). Gene Ontology annotation, cellular component: nucleus. Gene Ontology annotation, biological process: regulation of transcription by RNA polymerase II. The record is from RefSeq and is a predicted model, not a curated record. Gene Ontology annotation, molecular function: DNA-binding transcription factor activity, RNA polymerase II-specific; RNA polymerase II cis-regulatory region sequence-specific DNA binding. NCBI's taxonomy places the organism in Eukaryota, Metazoa, Chordata, Actinopteri, Cypriniformes, Cobitidae.
GGGUAUUGUCUGUAUCAGUGAUUGUCACACUUGUGUGUAGUCAAAUAUCACGAAACAACCAUUACUAUCACCAUUCUAACAUCAACUACGCGACAUGGAAGACCCUUCUGUCAAGUUUCCAAACGAGCCGGAUUUGGUUGAGAUUUUAUGGAGGCAGGAUAUUGAUUUGGGGGUGGAGCGUGAGAUCUUUGAUGGAUGUCUACGGCAGAGGACGGAGGAGGCGAGGAGAGCGAGGGAGAGGGAGCAGGAGAGAGAGCUGGAGAGGAUUAUGCAGAGGUUACAGAAACUAGACAAGGAGACUGGAGAGUUUUUGCCAAGUCCUUCAUCAGUGAACUCCCAGGCCAUGCCCUUCUCAGCGACAUUACCUUCUACAGUGUCUACCCAGCAUUCACCCAUUACCCAGAAUCCCCUGCUGUCUGCCCUGCUGUUCUCUAAAUCUCAGAAAGCUUCUUUUGGAGAGCAGGCUGAACUGCCAUCAGUGCCAGAUUUACAGUAUUAUUUGGAUCUCUUGGAGUCUGAGAGCCCGGAUUCGCCCUUAGAGGAUAUAAUGGAAAUCUGCAACCACAACCUGUCAGAUAAGGAGAACUCAGUGUGUGAUCUUAGUGAACUAACCCAGACAAUUUCUGACUCUCUUGAGGUUGUUCAGCCUUUGUUAUGCACGCCCUGUAAUCCAGUCCUGGAGGCAUGCAUACCAGCGCUCUCAGGUGAUUCUGUAUAUUCACCCAUAAAUACAAAUUUUACCUCCAGUACAUCUGAGAACCUCAAUCAGACGUGUUUGACUGAAUGCCAGCUAAACUCAAACCAGUCAACCCUUAGUGAAUUUACAACCACAUUCACCAUUAAUACCACAGAGUCAGGUGGUUCACCUGAAUGGAGCACCACACAUGUUGACAGCCGUGUCUUGAUUGGAGGCUUCGACGACUCUACGUCUGCUGGGUCUGUGGAUCUGGACACAUCUUUCUAUGCCACAGACACCAUUAGUAGCCAAUCAGAAGAUGAGGAGUUAAAAAGCGUCCAAUCAAAUUAUACUGAUCUGCUGCCUUUAUCACUGGACUUAGAGUCUGUAGAAGCGCUAUACGAAACUGUUACGUGUACAAAACACCAAACGCAAAAUAAAUCGACCAAAAAAGAACCUAACUACAAAACUACAAGAGGAAGCCGGCGUGUUUCCCGAGACGAACAGCGGGCACGAGCGUUAGGUUUGCCGCUCACGGUGCGUGACAUCAUCGGCCUGCCUGUGGAAGCAUUUAAUGAAGCCGUCAACUCUAGCAAGCUCAGCAACGCCCAACUUACCCUCAUAAGAGACAUUCGAAGGCGCGGCAAAAACAAGAUGGCCGCCCAGAGCUGUCGCAAACGAAAGUUGGAUGGUCUCGUCGACCUUGAAGAAGAGGUCGAAGCUUUGAAGAUGAAGAAGGAUCAAGGUGAAGAAGAACAAGAGAGGAACAUCAAAGAUCUUCGAGAUACGAAAGAAAAGCUUAGGAAACUCUACGACGAGGUGUUCAGCCAGCUUAGAAAUGAAGACGGAAACCCCUACGACCCCAAAAAAUACAAACUGCAACUUAGCACAGAUGGAGCGGUUUACCUACUGCCACGUAACAUAGCUAACAGGAAAAAUACAUUGACCGAGAACUAACCUGUUGCUGUGUGUAACCUAAAUCAUUACGAUUUGCAGGGCCCUGGAUGAAAUUGGACUCUCAAGUCCUGAUUCCCAAUGAGUGGGCUAUUCCAUAUAGAACAUUAGUGGACCCACUCACUACAAGGGUCAGGAUAACAUUCCCAGUUUUUCUCCCAUAAAGCAGUCUGACUGUACAGUAUGUACAGCAAACCUUACAAACUAAAACAAACACUGUCAGAUGUAUACACAUUUCAAGUGCAUACUAGGCGGUUUCCAGGACAGGGUUUAGAUUAAUCCAGGACUAGGCCUUAGACAUUCAAGUAGUUUUUACAAACCUUACAAAAAAAAACAGUACUGGUGUGCAUUUUGAGACAAAAUAUAUGUUUAGAUGUGUCAGUGCAAGGUGUUUUUAAAUUAAGGCAGCUCAAACAUGCAUUUCAGUCUGGGACUAGAUUUAAUCCCUAUCUGGGAAACCGCCCCAUACUGUAUAAACUGAACAUUAGUACCCAAUAUUAAUAUGUUGCAAUCUCAAUGUCUACAUUUAAAUUACAUAAACUUUUUUGUGUUGUACAUCUAUUAUUUUUACCAAAGAGCGUAUGUUUUGAAAAAUAAAUGAAUAUUUUAUGCGUAUUUGUUUUAUUCUUAUUAAUAUGCAUGUUUAAUUAAUAAAGUCUUUAGAAUCUAAUACUCUGUCAUGCAACAUUCAAAAUCAGUAUCAGACCAACGUAUAUGUUCAGUAUUUCGACAAUACCUUUUAGGUGUGCUUUUACUGCCCCCUUUUGGAGAAAAUAGGACA